Molecule: messenger RNA, 1294 nt
Organism: Mesitornis unicolor (brown roatelo)
Lineage: Eukaryota; Metazoa; Chordata; Aves; Mesitornithiformes; Mesitornithidae
Gene: ADHFE1
Product: alcohol dehydrogenase, iron containing, 1
Exons: 9
Cellular component (GO): mitochondrion
Molecular function (GO): alcohol dehydrogenase (NAD+) activity; metal ion binding
Source: RefSeq, a predicted model, not a curated record
CUUCCUGGACGCCAUUGAAUUUGCUAAAAAGGGAGAGUUUGAUGCCUAUGUUGCUGUUGGAGGUGGGUCUGUAAUAGACACCUGUAAAGCUGCCAACCUGUAUGCAUCCAGCCCUACCUCAGACUUUUUGGAUUAUGUCAAUGCUCCUAUUGGGAAAGGGAAGCCUGUCACUGUGCCCCUCAAGCCACUCAUUGCAGUUCCUACCACAGCUGGAACUGGAAGUGAAACAACUGGUGUUGCCAUUUUUGACUUCAAAGAACUAAAAGUAAAAACUGGUAUUGCUUCAAGAGCCAUUAAGCCAACAUUAGGCAUCAUUGAUCCUUUACACACAUUGUCUAUGCCUGAGCGAAUAGUGGCAAACAGUGGCUUUGAUGUGCUUUGCCAUGCUCUGGAAUCAUACACUGCUCUUCCUUACAACAUGCGCAGUCCCUGCCCUUCAAAUCCAAUCAACCGACCAGCUUACCAAGGCAGCAACCCCAUCAGCGAUGUCUGGGCUCUUCAUGCUCUGCGUAUUGUGGCGAAAUAUUUGAAAAGAGCCAUUGGAAACCCUGAAGACUGUGAAGCAAGAGCCAACAUGCACCUCGCAAGCGCUUUUGCUGGUAUUGGCUUUGGCAAUGCUGGUGUUCAUCUCUGCCAUGGAAUGUCUUACCCUAUUUCUGGCUUGGUGAAAACUUAUAAACCAAAGGAUUAUAAUGUGGAACACUCUCUAGUGCCACAUGGCCUUUCUGUGGUGCUGACAUCCCCAGCAGUGUUUGCUUUCACAGCACAGAUACAUCCUGAGCGGCACUUGGAAGCUGCAGAGAUACUAGGAGCUGACAUCCGCACUGCCAGAAUCAAAGAUGCAGGGUUUAUUUUGGCAGACACACUCCGGAAAUUCCUGUUUGAUCUGAAUGUUGACGAUGGCUUAGCUGCAAUUGGUUAUUCUAAAGCAGACAUCCCUGCAUUAGUCAAAGGCACUCUGCCUCAGGAGAGAGUGACUAAACUGUCACCACGCCCCCAGACAGAAGAAGAUUUAUCUGCCCUCUUUGAGGCUUCCAUGAAGCUGUAUUAGCUUAAACAUGUUGUUCUGAAAAGUGUACUCUCUUCUCACACAAAGGUAAUUUGUUACAGAUAGAGGGCUCAAUUUCUUUAGAGAAUGGAAGAACUUGGGUACCUUUGACUUCUGUUCCAUUGUAAACUGCCAAAAGGUCAAGUAAUUCAUCUUUACCUAAAUAGUGCUUUGAAGUGAAGGCUCAACUGUGGUUCUUUCUUGCACAGUAGUCAGUGGUAUUAACUUGGAUAAAAGGUGGAGCAG